Molecule: messenger RNA, 2408 nt
Organism: Sphaeramia orbicularis (orbiculate cardinalfish)
Lineage: Eukaryota; Metazoa; Chordata; Actinopteri; Kurtiformes; Apogonidae
Gene: egfl6
Product: EGF-like-domain, multiple 6
Exons: 13
Coding region: 236-1861 (541 amino acids)
Cellular component (GO): membrane
Molecular function (GO): calcium ion binding
Source: RefSeq, a predicted model, not a curated record
UAAGCUACUUCGUUGGAGAGAGUGAGAAAAAGAGUGAGAGAGACUGUUUUCCUAGAGGAGACUUUCAAUUUGUGUUCUGGAAAUACAUGAAAUCCUGUGUGCCCUGUGCAAAGAGACCUGCUCCUGUCUAAGCACCUUAAUGAGUAUAAGCCCCAGGGUGGAAUAAUAGCAGCAACCAGAGUCAGCUCCGUGGGAAACACAGCUCUACGGUUGCUUACGUUCACUGCUUGCAGACAUGCAGCCUUUCACCUUGGUCGGUGCUCUUUUUCUCCUGCUCCACAUCUACUCUGGGCAUGCAGACGCCACUAGACACUACCGACAAGUCCUUACUGGCAACCAACCAGGCGUGUGUCGCUAUGGCAGGAGACUGGAGUGUUGCUAUGGGUGGAGGAAAAACAGUAGAGGACAGUGUGAGGCUCAAUGUGAGCAUGGGUGCAAGCACGGAGAGUGUGUUGGUCCCAACAAAUGCAAGUGUUUUCCUGGAUACACCGGAAAGACAUGUAAUCAAGAUCUGAAUGAGUGUGGUCUGAAACCUCGUCCGUGUGAGCAUCGCUGCAUGAACACCCAUGGAAGUUACAAGUGCUACUGCCUCAAUGGAUACACCUUAAUGCCGGACGGAUCUUGUGCCAAUUCCAGGACUUGCUCACUGGCUCACUGUCAGUACGGCUGUGAGGAAGUAGACGGGGAGAUUCGCUGCCUGUGCCCCUCUGCAGGCCUGCAACUGGGACAAGAUGAAAGGACUUGUGUAGAUAUUGAUGAAUGUGUUACUGGCAAGAACCUCUGCCCAUACAACAGGCAGUGUGUGAACACAUUCGGCAGCUACUUCUGCAAGUGCCAGGAAGGCUAUGACCUGAAAUAUGUUGACGGCAAAUAUGACUGUGUAGAUCUUGAUGAGUGUGCAGCCGGCACCCACAAAUGCAGCCACCAUGCUGUGUGUCUGAACACUCAAGGAUCCUACAAGUGCAGGUGCCAGUCUGGCUUCAGAGGCAAUGGCUUUGAAUGUUCUGUAAAGCCGUUUUUUCAAAGAUCGCUGGAUGGGGACAAAGGCAGUGCAGAUGAUUUUCUCAAUGUAAUCCCAGACUCCCAACUGAGGCAUGUGGUUCUAGGAGGCAAACCGGAAAAUGAAGACAUCAAAAACAUUAUCCCCGAACCAGUAGUGACACCACCUCCUAGGGCCCGCCAGCAGCCUUUUGACUAUGAUGGAGAAGUCUACAUAGGAAGUCCAACUGAGGAAAGACCAGAGCCUGAGUACCCCGAGGAAGAAGAGGAGGAAGAGCAAGAGGAGGACAACCAGCUCAAUCCCAGAGGAGAUGUUUUCAUAUCAGAGGACUUUGAGUCAGUGUUUGGACCUGCCACAGAAGUCAAAGAAAUCCAUUUAGGUCCAGUUCAGGAGGAGUUCAUCAUGGACUGCAACUUUGAUCAAGGAGCAUGUGAGUGGGUCCAAGACAAGUCUGAUGACAUGGACUGGACUGUAGCAUACCAUGAUGCAGGUGCUCAGUACUAUAUGGCCAUGAGUGGACUCUUAGGAGAGCAGGAAGAAAUAGCCAGACUGAAGUUGCUUCUCAGCGAUCGAGCCCAGCAGGGUAGCUUCUGUCUCACCUUUGACUAUCGUGUGACGGGCCGUAAUGUUGGCACACUCAGAGUGCUGCUGGAUAACAACGCCUACCCAGUAUGGGAGCAGAGCCAAAGCAAGAACCAGGACUGGCAGACAGAGCUCCUUACUGUAGCCUGGAAAGAAAAGGCCCCAGAAAUUAUUAUAUUUGAAGCUCAACGUGGAAGAGGUGUUGGAGGAGAGUUGGGCCUGGACAACGUAGUGCUGACCUCGGGGCCCUGUCAAGAAGAUGCUGGCCCGAUCUUUUAGGACACCCCGAUCAAGUUAAAAAUCCUUUCACAUCACCAUAAGUGACAAAAGGACACAAGGAAUUUUAUGUCCUGUCCCCUCUAUGGUCUCUCCCCUCCAGAUUGUUGGAAAUGUUCUCUUGUGGCUAAGUCACACACACAGAUAAGGAUACAUGACCUGAAGGGGAGGUUAUGCAUGCAUGUUUACUUUAUCACCGUGCUGCUAGAUCCAUACAUCCUGCAACAUUUUCUAUUGUGACUUUCAAAACAGCCUUUUAAGAUACAAACUAUCAAGAUCUCAGGAAAAGGUGGAAAUAACCUUUGUAACAGUAUUGUGUUCUCUCUUUUUGUGUGUAUGUAAUGAUGCGUUGCUGAAGUUAAGUAAAAAUUAUCAUUGACAUGUAAUGUGAAUUCUUAAGUGAAUUAUAUACUGAAAUUCAAACUUAGGUGACUAAAGUUUUGAAGGCUGGUUAGUUUAUUAGAUCAGAAGUAUCAGUGCAUAACUGCUGUAAAUUUUGCUGUCAUAUUAUGCUGUACUAUUGCAUUUAAAUUUGUUUUGUUUUUUUCUA